Hippocampus comes (tiger tail seahorse) is the source of this 617-nucleotide messenger RNA. RefSeq names its product RNA polymerase II subunit I (gene polr2i). The record is from RefSeq and is a predicted model, not a curated record. Gene Ontology annotation, biological process: maintenance of transcriptional fidelity during transcription elongation by RNA polymerase II; transcription-coupled nucleotide-excision repair; DNA-templated transcription. The transcript is spliced from 6 exons. The coding region runs from base 124 to 504 and encodes 126 amino acids. Gene Ontology annotation, molecular function: nucleic acid binding; zinc ion binding; DNA-directed RNA polymerase activity. NCBI's taxonomy places the organism in Eukaryota, Metazoa, Chordata, Actinopteri, Syngnathiformes, Syngnathidae. Gene Ontology annotation, cellular component: RNA polymerase II, core complex.
AUGCACACUUCGGUGUUUUCUGAGUGUCGUUCAUAUUUGCGUCUCGAGACCGUAAAAACUGUUAAGCGUAACUGAAAUAAACUUAGAUUGUAUUUUUUCCAUCCUUCAACAGGAGUCAUUCCAAUGGACUUGGAAACAGGGACAUACGAGCCGGGCUUUGUGGGGAUCCGGUUUUGUCAAGAGUGUAACAACAUGUUGUAUCCAAAAGAAGAUAAGGAGAAUCGGAUCUUACUCUACGCGUGCAGAAAUUGUGACUACCAGCAAGAGGCGGACAACAGCUGCAUUUAUGUCAAUAAGAUUACUCAUGAGGUUGAUGAAUUGACCCAAAUCAUUGCUGAUGUAUCUCAAGAUCCAACGUUACCAAGAACAGAAGACCACCCCUGCCCCAAAUGCGGUCACAAGGAGGCAGUGUUCUUCCAGUCACACAGCAUGAAAGCGGAGGAUGCAAUGAGACUUUACUACGUCUGCACAGCCCCUCAUUGUGGACACAGGUGGACAGAAUAGUGUGCAUGGCAACUUCGUCAGACAUCUUGUGAAUAUAGUUGUGUUUUGUUGGUUCUUUAUGAGCAUUCGUCCUUUUCACUUGGUUUUGUUAUUAAAACAAUAAUUUGUUUCAA